AACCCUCCUCUGCACCGACAAGGCAACUUGCAUCAUCUGAACAUGAGAUCCCUCAGUGUGGUUGUCGUUUGUGUUGUGUUGCUGUGUGUGGGCAGUGGAGCUCUGGGUGUGCAGGUGAAGGUCGGAGACAGGAGCUUCCCCCUGGAGGCGGUGAAGCAGCUGAAGGAGCUGAUGGAUUUAAAUGAAGACCUCAACCCUCGCCUCGCCGAGACAAGUGUCACGGCCGCUUGUGAGAACCCUCUGCUGCCUCAGGUCUUUCAGCCAGUUUGCCAGGGGAUGGGCGCAGGCACUGUUUUCUCCAGACUAGUGUAUAUCAUCACGCCUUCGGAUCCCUGUGAGAUAUGUGCCAACCCCUCCUGCUUCGGGUGUCUGACCUGAGGCCGCCAUCGGCAAAACACGGCAACAUACUGGAUUUUUAAAAGUUUUGUUUAAAAUGCUUU
Pleuronectes platessa (European plaice) is the source of this 440-nucleotide messenger RNA. RefSeq names its product guanylin. The record is from RefSeq and is a predicted model, not a curated record. Gene Ontology annotation, cellular component: extracellular region. The coding region runs from base 43 to 378 and encodes 111 amino acids. The transcript is spliced from 3 exons. Lineage: Eukaryota; Metazoa; Chordata; Actinopteri; Pleuronectiformes; Pleuronectidae. Gene Ontology annotation, molecular function: guanylate cyclase activator activity.